GCCAGCGGCCAGCCCUGCACAGCCCAGCGCAGCCCGCCCGAGCCCGGCCGGCGCACGUGCCCGCCAGACCUGCAAACUUGUGCCACCGGCUCUGCCGGUCCCCGGGGAGCCCGAGCGGCCGCAGCCCGCGCCCCUCCCGCCCGUCUCCAGCCAUGGGCUGCUUCGAGUGUUGCAUCAAGUGUCUGGGAGGAGUCCCCUAUGCCUCCCUGGUGGCCACCAUCCUCUGCUUCUCUGGAGUCGCCUUGUUCUGCGGCUGUGGGCAUGUGGCUCUCGCGGGCACCCUGGCGAUUCUUGAGCAACACUUCUCCACCAACACCAGUGACCACGCCUUGCUGAGUGAAGUGAUACAACUGAUGCAGUAUGUCAUCUAUGGAAUUGCAUCCUUUUUCUUCUUGUAUGGGAUCAUUCUGUUGGCAGAAGGCUUUUACACCACCAGUGCAGUGAAAGAACUGCAUGGUGAGUUUAAGACAACCGCCUGAGGCUGCUGCAUCAGUGGAAUGUUCGUUUUCCUCACCUACGUGCUUGGAGUGGCCUGGCUGGGCGUGUUUGGUUUCUCGGCGGUGCCCGUGUUUAUGUUCUACAACAUAUGGUCAACUUGUGAAGUCAUCAAGUCACCGCAGACCAACGGGACCACGGGUGUGGAGCAGAUCUGUGUGGAUAUCCGACAAUACGGUAUCAUUCCUUGGAAUGCUUUCCCAGGAAAAAUAUGUGGCUCCGCUCUAGAGAACAUCUGCAACACCAAUGAGUUCUACAUGUCCUAUCACCUGUUCAUCGUGGCCUGUGCGGGAGCUGGCGCCACCGUGAUUGCUCUGAUCCACUUCCUCAUGAUACUGUCUUCUAACUGGGCUUACUUAAAGGAUGCGAGCAAAAUGCAGGCUUACCAAGAUAUCAAAGCAAAGGAGGAACAGGAACUGCAAGAUAUCCAGUCUCGGUCAAAAGAACAACUCAAUUCUUACACAUAAAUGUUUGCCAGAGUGUUUCGGCCGACGCAUUCACAGCUCUGACAAAUCAUCAGACAGCUGCUCUGCAGUACAGAUGUGUAUCCCACCAAACAAACUAACGUAGACAUGUAAACACUUCACUGUUUCAAGCUGCUGGGAUGUAUCGCUAGGAAAACCUUCCAGUGGGUAAAUCUUUUUUCUUUAGAACAAAUAUUGGAGGUUUCAUGUUAGCCAUUUUAAAAGGCAACACUUUGACAAAAUGAUUGUUUAUUCUUUUGAAAUUUGUGGCACGUUCACACUUACUGCUAGAGCAAUUUUAUCACGAAAAGCAGUGGAAUACUUCUUACUUUUUCAUAGGGACAAAGGAUGUGACCAUAAACUCACAUAUGACAUGUGUCCUCAAAUGUUAUCUAUGGAGGAAAUAAAAUGGAAUUGGUGUGACGUUCUAUUUCUGGAAGCUGACAUUUAUUAAACUUUGGCUCAAAGGUAAUGUGAUUCUUACAACUGACUUUUUAAAUUAGCUCUGCCCCAAGUCCAGGACCCAUUAAUUUCCUGAGCCAAUCAGAAAUUUUUCAAUAAUGCUAAAAUGAGCUAUAGCAAUUCUGCUUACCCUACUACUGAAGAAGCUGGAUUCUGACUCAUUGAUGAGCUUUCAAGAAUCAAAUUAUCACAGAUUUCAUUUUAACAAAAUGAUACUGAUCCAGUUGUUAUCAUUCUUGGGAAAUGUCGGCUCUGCCUUAAUGAGUAUUUGCUUUAAAUUUCUAAGAAUUUAUAACCACAGACCCAACAAUCCUUCACAGAAUUUGUUCCAUGUUUUUCUUAAUUAGGAAGUGUUACCUUAUUAAAAUGACCACCAUUCUAAACCAUUUAAGUGGUCUGGAUAGUGAGUUUACAGUUUCAUACCAACUAUCUAAAAUCUAAUUACAAGCUGACCACAGACCUCUAGCCUCCUACUUUUAUAGACUUGAAUACUUAGGUAAUUUAAAUUAGGGUUGGUAUUUAUUUCAUUUUUUCUUAUCUAAGUCUGUUUCCUGGACUAAUAAAGUUUGAUGUUCAGCAAGAAAACUGCUUGAGUUUAAGCCAUUUUCAAAAGAAACUUGCCUUCUACAUCAUUGUGUUCCAGAACAUUAAGUGACUAUAGGUACUGGGUAUUAGUGAUGGUAAACUUUGUGUUGUUCUUUAUGAAAUAAAUGAUCCAUAUAACUGUUGGGUGCAUCAGUGCUUUUCAAAGGGGCUGCUUACUAUAGGGUUAACUAUGUAUAUUCAUGUUAAGAGUUAACUUGUGGUUUGGCUGUUUCCUGGAUUUUAAAACAUAUACAUGUGCAGAAAUGUAUUCAAAAGAAAGGAAACAUACCUUUAUCAAGAUGCUGUUAAAAUUGAACAGCAAGUAUAUUUCACUUGGAUUUUUUUUUUUUUUUUGGUUAAUGCCUAAAAAUGCCUAUUUGGAUUUCUUUUUUUAAUUGGGAGAAGCUCUCGUCUGUGUAGAACAGUUGUUCUGAAAUAGCUUAGUGUUUUGUUUUCCUGUUGCAUGACAGACUUAACUAUUCCUUCCAGCAGUGGAGGUGCUGUCAGAGUCCAGUGUUCUAGAAAAGGCAGUGUCUAAAGCCUAAUUUUACUUUUCUAAUUCUGGUAGCUAUUACCAGGAAUUUUCAAAAGUUUUGUUUAAGUAGUCUAAUAUUUUUUAUGUAAAGAGCAUUAAAUUUUGCUAUGUAUAAAUUUUUGUAACCUAACAGUGAAUCAAUAUUUUCUAUCAGUGCCAAGGGCUUCCUGUAGUUCUAUUCAAGUGUUACAAUAAAUAUUUGUAGAUAAUAGU
Molecule: messenger RNA, 2754 nt
Organism: Lemur catta (Ring-tailed lemur)
Lineage: Eukaryota; Metazoa; Chordata; Mammalia; Primates; Lemuridae
Product: neuronal membrane glycoprotein M6-b-like
Exons: 7
Biological process (GO): central nervous system myelination; axon development
Cellular component (GO): myelin sheath; plasma membrane
Molecular function (GO): structural constituent of myelin sheath
Source: RefSeq, a predicted model, not a curated record